AUGCAGAGCAGGAUUUUCUUCGCUUGUGUGUUUCUCGGUCUGUUCUGCGCAUGCUCCGCUCUGAGCUGCAGGUGGAUGGAGCACAGAUUCAGACCGUACAGCGGAAACUCUUUGAAUCUGCUGGAUAUGAUGGCGAAUAACAUGACUAACAGCACUGAGGAUGGAGCGAACACUGUGCCCUUCCCUGAUCAUCUGUACAGCCAGGCAUCCAAAGCAUCAGCUGAAGGUAAACUUUCCUUCGCAGUUCACAUCCUGAAGGAGGUUUCUGCCCUGUUUGAGGAAGAUCACAGCUCUGCAUCAUGGCAGGAGGUCACAGUGGAGAACUUUCUCAAUGUCGUCAACAAACAGGCUGACGAACUUCACUCAUGUAUUAAAGGCCAUAGCCACAUGAAGAAGAAGAACACCAAGCUGCACUUGUAUUUCAAGAGACUAUCCAAUGAAAUCCUGGCGAAAAUGGGCCACAGUGCUGAUGCCUGGGAGCUGAUCAGGAGGGAAGUCAAAGUCUCUCUAAUCAAAGCUGACCACCUGGUUUCCUCUCUGCUCCCCUCCAACUAAAAUAUUUAACAUGGAUAUCACAAUAUUUAUUUAU
Poecilia reticulata (guppy) is the source of this 589-nucleotide messenger RNA. Its product is annotated as interferon a3. Gene Ontology annotation, molecular function: cytokine receptor binding. NCBI's taxonomy places the organism in Eukaryota, Metazoa, Chordata, Actinopteri, Cyprinodontiformes, Poeciliidae. Gene Ontology annotation, biological process: response to exogenous dsRNA; defense response. The record is from RefSeq and is a predicted model, not a curated record. Gene Ontology annotation, cellular component: extracellular region.